AUGCCACAGGCCGACAGCUCCAUUCAGAAAGUGUUUUUGCUUUUGCGCGGCUCAGCAUCUACGACUUCUAACCUCAACAGCACCCACCCCGCCCAGUCGACCCGACCGCAUCACGACGUCAAGAUGGCUACCGAGUUGACCGUCCAGUCCGAGAGGGCUUUCCAGAAGCAGAAGGGUAUCUUCCUUAACCAGAAGGUCAAGGCGAAGUCUGCUCGCCCCGGCAAGAGCGGCCGCAGAUGGUACAAGGACGUUGGUCUGGGUUUCCGCACCCCUACCACUGCCAUUGAGGGCUCCUACAUCGACAAGAAGUGCCCCUUCACCGGCCAGGUCUCUAUCCGCGGCCGUAUCCUUACCGGCACUGUCGUUUCCACCAAGAUGCACCGCACCCUCAUCAUCCGCAGAGAAUACCUCCACUACAUCCCCAAGUACGCCCGUUACGAGAAGCGCCACAAGAACCUCGCCGCCCACGUCUCCCCCGCUUUCCGUGUUGAGGAGGGUGACCAGGUCACCGUUGGACAGUGCAGACCUCUGAGCAAGACCGUCCGCUUCAACGUCCUGCGUGUCCUUCCCCGCACCGGCAAGGCUGUCAAGAAGUUCAGCAAGUUCUAAAUCGGCUCAUUGGCAUUUACGGCGUGACUGCGGUGUGGGUUCUUCAUUACAUACCGGAUGGGAGGUCAACAGGGAAACUGCAUCACAUGAUUGUGUUAUAGAUGCAGAAUCAGAGACCAAAAUGAAUUCGAUCAGCCAAACUUCUCGGUUGUGAACUAGAGGUCUUUAUCUCUGGCUCUCUGGACACACGAUGGGCUCGUGGUUUUUGCGGGAACGGAAACCUGCGAUACGCCUCGGGUCGAAUGAACGAAAAAAAUGACAAGGAACGGUUGGACGUGCAAUUGCUCUUCAU
Messenger RNA from Colletotrichum destructivum, 901 nucleotides. RefSeq names its product Putative small ribosomal subunit protein uS17. Gene Ontology annotation, molecular function: structural constituent of ribosome. Gene Ontology annotation, cellular component: cytosolic small ribosomal subunit; ribosome. Gene Ontology annotation, biological process: translation. The record is from RefSeq and is a predicted model, not a curated record. The transcript is spliced from 4 exons. Lineage: Eukaryota; Fungi; Ascomycota; Sordariomycetes; Glomerellales; Glomerellaceae. The coding region runs from base 1 to 609 and encodes 202 amino acids.